AUGGCAAACGGCGCAGAGAACAAGACUCAUACCGAGUCGCAAGUCUAUCUGUCUACCAGAGGCGGCGAUUACGAUUUGUCAUUCGAGACUGUUGUCCUCAAGGGACUCGCAGCCGACGGGGGUCUCUUUCUGCCGCAUCAGAUUCCAACCGCAGACAAAUGGCGCGAGUGGAAAGACCUCUCCUACCCCGAAUUGGCCUUUGAGAUCCUCAGCCUGUACAUCUCGCGAUCCGAGAUCCCCGCAGACGACCUGAAAGCCAUCAUCGAUCGAAGCUACUCGACCUUCCGCUCGAAAGAUGUCGCCCCGCUGGUGCAUCUAGAGAACAAUCUGUAUCUGCUUGAGCUGUUCCACGGUCCAAGCUACUCCUUCAAAGACUGCGCACUGCAAUUUUUGGGCAAUCUCUUUGAGUACUUCCUCGUUCGAAAAAACCAGGGCAAAGAAGGAAAAGACAGACAUCAUUUGACGGUUGUGGGCGCAACAAGCGGUGAUACCGGAUCCGCUGCCAUUUACGGUCUCAAGGGCAAGAAGGAUGUCUCCGUCUUCAUCCUGCACCCCAAGGGCCGCAUCAGCCCCAUCCAGGAGUUGCAGAUGACAACUUGCACAGAUGCGAAUGUGCACAACCUUGCCAUUGAAGGAACAUUUGACGACUGCCAAGAUAUCGUCAAAGCUAUGUUUGGCGAUGCCGACGCAAACGAGGCUUUGCAGCUCGGCGCCGUCAACUCGAUCAACUUUUCGAGAAUCCUCGCUCAAAUUGUCUAUUACUUCCACGCAUACUUCUCACUCGCUAGACAAUCAUCCUCGUUCAAUGUUGGAGAUGAGGUCAGAUUUGUGACCCCCACCGGAAACUUUGGCAAUAUCCUCGCCGGAUACUUUGCAAAGCAGAUGGGUCUUCCCGUGGCUAAACUUGUCGUGGCAACAAAUGAGAACGAUAUCCUGCAUCGCUUCUGGCAGACUGGCCGAUAUGUUAAGAGCCCUGUUCAGGACGAGAGCAGCUCAAAAGCCGAGAACUGCAAGGAAACGUUGAGCCCAGCUAUGGACAUCUUAGUCUCCAGUAACUUUGAGAGAUUAAUGUGGUUUCUAGCCAGGGAUUUCGCUGCAACUGUUGGCAUGGAUGAGGAGUUCAACAGAAAGCAAGCUGGUCAAGAGGUCUCUGCCUGGUACAAGUCCCUGAAGACCACAGGCGGAUUCGGACCUGUACACGACGAGAUUAUGGACAACGGACGCCGCACAUUUGAAAGCGAGCGUGUAAGUGAUGCACAGACUGUGGAGACGAUCAAGUCCAGCUACAACAAGAUCAACUACGUCCUGGACCCCCACUCGGCUGUCGGAGUUACGGCAGCAGAGAGAUCUAUUGCACGAACCGACUCAAACGCACACCACAUCUCGCUCUCAACAGCCCACCCUGCGAAAUUCUCAGAUGUCGUGACCAAGGCCUUGGCAGACGAGCCCAAUUUCAACUUUGAGGAGCAGGUGCUUCCUGAUGAGUUCAAGGCUCUCUCGACGAAAGAGAAGCGCGUUACACUUGUGGAUAACUCAUGGGAGAAGGUGCGGGAGCUUGUUAAGAGCCAGGUCGAGAAAGACCUCAAGGCUGAAGGUAAUUAA
This is a messenger RNA of Trichoderma gamsii, 1602 nucleotides long. Its product is annotated as threonine synthase. The coding region runs from base 1 to 1602 and encodes 533 amino acids. Lineage: Eukaryota; Fungi; Ascomycota; Sordariomycetes; Hypocreales; Hypocreaceae. Gene Ontology annotation, biological process: L-threonine biosynthetic process. The transcript has 10 exons. Gene Ontology annotation, molecular function: threonine synthase activity. The record is from RefSeq and is a predicted model, not a curated record.